Nothobranchius furzeri (turquoise killifish) is the source of this 2134-nucleotide messenger RNA. RefSeq names its product T cell leukemia homeobox 2 (gene tlx2). Gene Ontology annotation, cellular component: nucleus. Gene Ontology annotation, biological process: regulation of transcription by RNA polymerase II; animal organ development. Lineage: Eukaryota; Metazoa; Chordata; Actinopteri; Cyprinodontiformes; Nothobranchiidae. The record is from RefSeq and is a predicted model, not a curated record. Gene Ontology annotation, molecular function: DNA-binding transcription factor activity, RNA polymerase II-specific; RNA polymerase II cis-regulatory region sequence-specific DNA binding.
UUUACGCAGAGGGCAGUCUCACCUGCUGAAACGCACUUCACCAUUCAGCACAACAGAGCCAUUCUCUCGCGCUCACCUCCAAUUAAUAUCCGAGCCUGCGAGGUCAGCGCUUCCAUUUUUUUCUCGGCUUUGCUUUUGUUUUGAUCCAGAGGGCUAGGUUGUUUUUGCUCUGUCCCCCGCGUAUGGGUCGCCUCUGCCAGAGUGGGCGAACAAAGCGCAUCAAGUCUCUCCACAGAGCUGCCUUCUCUCUAAACCACGGAUUUUUGACUGUAAGUAAACUUCGCAGGAUAAUCGUUUGGCAUCGUCGGCGGGGCAUCCUAUAGGCUACCUCGUGUCUAAUUCGCUUGGAUCACAGAUCGCUCUAUUAAAGAUGGAUAGGCUAAGCUUUUUCUUCGCCAAGCGGAUAGUGGUUUAAUUUAGGAAGCAUCCACCGCUGGAGAAAACUGAAGCAAUGGCAUGAUUUUGGAUCGCACCCGACACGUUAUUGGUUCCCUGGGAGUUGGCUGCAUGUGUCGAUGCUUGAACACCAGAAAAUAGCUCCGUUCUGCAGCACAAACUCAAAUAUCUCCCUUUCUUUAGAUUAGAUAUAUGAAGAUAAUUAAUCCAUAUUCUCAUAAAACGCAGUGAGCAUCGUCAGUAAAUCAUGGAGCACACUGGGAUCGAGGAAGUCAGCCAGACACACCAGCAGCAGCAUGAACCCAUCAGCUUUGGGAUCGACCAGAUCCUGAACAGCUCGGAUCAGUCUAGCGGCUGCAUGCUGCCCAACCGGACCAGCGACCCGGAUUACGCGCUGGCCUCCAACGUCUACAGCAACGGCUACAACAGCGUGUACAACCCAGCCUGCUCCAUGGCGGCGGCGGCGGGCUUGGCCGGCUCCUACAACGUCAACAUGAACAUGAAUGUCAGCAUGAACAUGAACAUGAACGUUAACGUGAACUCCGGGAGUUCCAGCGGGGUGAUUCGGGUACCUGCGCACAGACCCAUGCCGCCUCCGCCACCGCCGCCCGCCGCCGCCGCUCCUCACCCGCCCCCUUCUACGCAUCCGCCGGGGAUCGGACCCGGAAUCCCCUCGGUGGCCGGGAUGGGGAUGGGGAACCCCGCGAACUUCACCUUUCCAUGGAUGGAGAGCAGUAGGAGGUUCGCAAAGGACAGACUGACAGGGGAGGAGGCAGAGGAGAGCCGGGCCGAGGAGGCCGCAGGGGGGCCAGAGGCUGCUGCGCCCCUCUGCCCUCUCCCCAAGGGAGACAUCGGCAGGGUCCCUGUCUGGAGCACUGUGGAGACAUUAGCCAAAUGCUAUUACCCCGAGCUGGCUCACCUGCGAGACAGCAAUGGCCUUCUAGCAGACUAUCCGUUUCCAAAGGGGGCCUGUCCAGCAGCCCUCUCACCCUUCUCCGUGACCCGUCGCAUUGGUCACCCGUACCAGAACCGGACACCGCCCAAAAGGAAAAAGCCUCGCACUUCCUUCAGCCGAGUGCAGAUCUGUGAGCUGGAAAAACGUUUUCACCGACAGAAGUACCUGGCAUCAGCUGAGCGUGCCACUUUGGCAAAGGCCCUAAAGAUGACGGAUGCCCAGGUUAAGACCUGGUUCCAGAACAGGAGGACAAAAUGGCGGAGACAGACUGCAGAGGAACGAGAAGCUGAGAGGCAGCAGGCCAAUCGGCUGAUGUUGCAGCUUCAGCAGGAGGCUUUCCAGAAGACGUUGAGCCAGCCGCUGCAGCCAGACCCCCUCUGCCUGCACAACUCCUCCCUCUACGCCCUGCAGAACCUGCAGCCAUGGGCAGAAGACAAUAAGCUGUCGGUCUAAAAGAGAAGAGGGCACUUCCCCCUAAGUGCCGGGAAACACAUGGACUCUUCUGUACAUGCUCAAGACUGUCCCUCCCCCCCUCCCCCCCAUUUGCCUCUGGAUCCCACUCGCAAGGUGGCAGAGACUUUCUGCUAAUAACAAAAAAUACUUUGCUUCUGAAUUUGUACAAUGUAGUAAAUGCAUGUUUCAGUCCUUUUCUGUGUGCACUUGGAGGAACCACAGAAAUCAGCUGCUGUCGAGGCGGAUCUCCUCCCUAUAGCUGCAGCCAUCACGGAUGCCUCCUUAUGUUAAAAUCAGAAGUGUUUUAUAUUAAAAGAUAUUGUGACUUUU